AUGGCAGCAGACGAGGUUGACAUGUCGGUUUUCUCCAAGAUGGCGGAGCUGCUCGCGAGACCGCUGUCCCCCACUGCUUUGGAGAAGGAGGCCAAGGAGGAAGCAGCCGGCAUCCACAGCCAGCGGCAGCGUGCUCCGAAGCCGAAGAUGGCAAAGGACAAGCCUGCUGCGCAGGCAAGAGCUGCACUCCGGAGCCGCUCCGAAGUCUCUGAGCCUGUUAGAUUGCCUUCCCCAGCUGUAUCCAACGAUGCCGACCCAGAAGCCAAGGGCAGCAUCCUGUCUGCGGUUUCGGAGCUUAGUGGACUGCAGCAAGUCUGGAAGGAGAAAGUUAAGCACCCCUCUUACAGGAAGGCGGGCCCUCCUCGAAUGAAGAGGCCUCCUAUUAAGGUUCUUGAAGAGGAGGAGCGGCUUCAGAAGAUGGACGAGAUUGACAGUCUCGAGCAGCAGCUGCGAGAGGCUAAAAAUUUAGCAGCAGCCACUCGCCAAGCAGCAGCCGCAGCCGAGAAGCUGGCACAGGCUGCUGCCGCAGAAGCCGACGAGGACUCCAGCUCAGAGAAGCUGAAUCCAGAGCUUCUCGGUGGCGGUCAGGAGGAGCCUUCAAAGGAGGGGCUCCAUCGGCAGGCUGAAGAGCGAGUCAAGGCACGCAAGCGCCAAGAAGUGAAGGAGCGUAGAGAGCGUCAUCGCAAAGAAAUGGAGGAGAAGCGCCAAAAGCAGGCUGAGGCUGAAGCAAAGGCAAGUGAGUUGGAACGGCAGGCCAAGGAGCGUGUGCAGGAGCGCAUUCGAGCCGAGCGAAAUCGUGAGAGACUCCUUCAGGAGGAGCAUGAACGUGAGGCUGAGGAGCGAGAGAGGCGGUCACGGCAAGUUGCGGAGGAGCUGCGUCAACAGGCUCUGAAGCGGCUCGCUGACAAGGAGCAGGCAAGUCGGCAGUGGACCGAAGAGAUGGCGAAGCAAGAGUCAGAGGCAAGACGGCUGCAGAUCGAAGAAAGCGAAGCUCGAGCUGAGGAGCUGCGCUUGAAAACUCGGCAGCGAGUUCAUCAGCACAACCGGGAGCAAAGGGAGCAGGAGCUGGCAGCUGACGAGGAACGCCAACGCCGCAACGAAGACGCAGCGAGGGCUGAGGAGACCAAGAUCCGGCAGGCUUUGCAAAGUCAGCAUCGUGCAAAGCUUCGCGCUGCCGAGUUCCGCCACAAAGCUAAAUCUCAGGAGCAGGCACGUGUCCUCCUCCACGAAGAGGAGAUUGAGCGGGAGCAAGAACGUGCAGAAGCUGCCUUGAUGGAGCGACAAAGGAAGCGACGGUGGCGCGCAGACCUGGGCAGCAAGUCUGGGAUGACACCGCCUUCUGCUUCAAGGGCAUCUAGCCAACCUCCUUUGAGGCCUCUCCAUGGCGAUUCACCUGCUCCUGCAGGUCGCAGCUCAGACAGCAGCCGUGCAAACACGCCCAACUGUCCAACAUGGAUAGUUGUGGACAGUGAUGCGCCGCAAAGGGCAGCUCCCAGGCAGCAAGUACGUUCGCAUGUUGCAUUGAAGAAGCUUCCUCGCGCAGCCAGCCAGCCUGUCAGGCAGAAGCCUGUAGCAGCGCUGCCCCGCCAAAGCCAAACUCCAGGCAGCAGAGAAAGCAGCCGAGCGACAACUCCAAGAUGUCCUGAUGACCUGGUUGAUGCUACGGACGAUCAUCCAGCUCCAGAGGAGUUUGCGGCCCCUUCGAUGUCGCCCAGGAGCAAGGCUGCUGCAGACGCUGAUGUGCCCGCCCCUCCAGAUGGCCAUUCCACAGGUCCCAAGCCGUGGAAGCAAAGGGCAAUCCAGGUCAACUCAGCAUCCUAUUAUCUGGAAGCGCUGAAAGCUGCACGCGGUCAGCCUAGCAGAGGAGCUGGGCGGCCAGCCCCAGGAAGCAGAGGCUAUGCUGAGCAGAUGCGGCUUCGUGCCGAAGAUGUCGAGGCAAAGCAGCGGGAGGAGCAGGACACAAGGAUGGAGCGAGGUUACGCUGCUUUGCAGAGAGUGCAGCAGCGUGGAAUGCAGGCAUCCCCAGUUCGCAGUUCCAUGGGCUGA
Symbiodinium pilosum is the source of this 2046-nucleotide messenger RNA. The record is from the annotation of a GenBank genome assembly. Lineage: Eukaryota; Dinophyceae; Suessiales; Symbiodiniaceae.